Sclerotinia trifoliorum is the source of this 3958-nucleotide messenger RNA. NCBI's taxonomy places the organism in Eukaryota, Fungi, Ascomycota, Leotiomycetes, Helotiales, Sclerotiniaceae. The record is from the annotation of a GenBank genome assembly.
CAACCCAUCCCUCCUCUAAUCACAAGCUUCUUUUCUGCCACUUAGUCUAUGCACUAUAUGAUAAAUCCUCAAUCUGUAUAAACAGAAGGUGAUUGUCAAUUGAAGACUUAACCUUGCUAGGGAGAAAAGGUAUCUUUAUAGAAUCGGGCGAAUGAAUGUGUUGCGUGGAAGGUUGAAUCUGAACAUCGCAAGAGUUCCAGGUCCACUGAGUCACUGCUCGAGAAUAUUCUACGAUUCCGAGAGGACGCGACUUUCUUUGUUCGACUCGCGCACCACCUCGAUAAGUUUUUACAACACAACUUUGUAUCGCAAAUUUUCUGGGACGUCAAGAAUUAUGGCGAGCUCUCAAGAUACUAGUAAAUGGACGGCCCCGGUGGUUAGGAAAGAAUUUUUGAACUUUUUCGAGAAGCAUGCUCAUUCUGUUGGUAAGUGGCGGGGUAAUUCUUCAUGAUGAAGGGGUUUCAUAAGGGUACUUCAACUAUGGAUUACCUCCAUGAAUCGGACAAAACUCCUUCUGUAGCUUUGGCACUCCUCUCUCGGAGCUCGACUAGUCUAUUGAAGCUGUAUAUCUAACAAAAAUCAGUGCCAUCGUCCUCUGUGGUCCCUCACAAUGACCCCACUCUCCUCUUUACCAAUGCUGGUAUGAACCAGUUCAAGCCGAUUUUCCUCGGCACGGUGGGAAAGACUGAUGAUAUGGCACAACUGAAGAGAGCAGUGGAUACACAAAAGGUGAUGAUUGGGUUGCUGCUGCUAUCAUGGAUAUACGCUAACGGAGUUGUAGUGUAUUCGUGCUGGAGGAAAACACAACGUGAGACUUGCUACAUGACUUUCAUCGGGAAGUAUAUAAUCUGAUUGUUUAUAGGAUCUCGAUGAUGUCGGGAAGGAUAGUUACCAUCAUGUAAGUUAAAUCUUAUACGCCAUAUUUGAACAGUUCUAACAUUUGAGUCAUAGACCUUCUUUGAGAUGUUGGGGAACUGGUCGUUUGGCGAUUACUUCAAGUCAGAUGCUAUUGCGAUGGCAUGGGAGUUACUCACAAAGGUUUACGGCUUAGAUCCAGAUCGAUUAUACGUCACAUAUUUUGAAGGCGAUUCGGAGAAUAAGGUACCAGCGGAUACAGAGGCUAAGGAGUUAUGGCUGAAGGCUGGAGUUAAGGAGGACCAUAUCCUGACAGGAAACAUGAAGGAUAACUUCUGGGAGAUGGGGGAGACGGGACCUUGUGGACCUUGUAGUGAAAUCCAUUACGACAGAAUAGGAGGAGGGCGCAAUGCUGCUCAUCUUGUCAAUCAGGAUGACCCUAACGUGUUGGAAAUUUGGAAUAUCGUCUUUAUCCAAUUCGACCGACAGAAGGAUAGAUCGCUGAAGACUCUACCAGCCAAACAUAUUGAUACUGGUAUGGGUUAUGAACGUUUGGUAUCGGUAUUGCAGGACAAAUCGUCAAAUUAUGACACAGAUGUUUUCUCACCAUUAUUCGCCAAGAUUCAAGAAGUUACGCAGGCCAGGCCAUAUACCGAUAAGUAUGGCAAGGACGAUACCGACGGGAUCGAUACCGCUUAUCGUGUUAUUGCUGAUCAUAUUCGUUUACUUACUUUCGCUAUUUCCGAUGGAGGUGUUCCCAACAACGAAGGACGGGGCUAUGUUGUUCGACGUGUUUUGAGAAGAGGAUCUCGCUAUGCUCGAAAAUACUUCAACGCCGAGAUUGGUAGCUUCUUCUCCAAGAUCCUACCAGCUCUUGUUGAACAAAUGGGCGAGCAAUUUCCUGAGAUAGUCAAAAAGCAACAAGAUGUCAAGGAAAUUCUUGAUGAAGAGGAAGAGGCUUUUGCUAGAACUUUGGAUCGUGGUGAGAAGAUGUUCGAGAAAUACGCCGCGCAAGCCAUCAAGACGAAUACCAAAAAACUUUCAGGUGCAGAUGUAUGGCGAUUAUACGACACUUUUGGUUUUCCAGAAGAUUUGACCAAAAUCAUGGCUGAGGAGAGAGGCCUUGAGACAGAUGAAGGGGAGAUCGAGAUCGCCAAAGAGAAGGCGCGUGAGGCUAGUAAAUCCGUCAAGGAGGCUGCCCAUACUUUCGCGAAAUUAGAUGUACAUCAAAUUGCCGAGCUUGACAACAUAGGUAUUGCUCGAACCAAUGAUGACGCCAAAUUUUCAAAGGGCGAUUCAACAGGCAAGAUCCAACUCAUUUACGAUGGCAAGAGCUUCCUCAAGAGCACGGCAGAUUUGCCAAGUGAUAAGCCAUUUGGCAUUCUCCUAGAUAAGACUAACUUCUACGCUGAACAAGGUGGUCAAGUUUUCGACACCGGCAAAAUCAUAAUUGAUGGUGUUGCGGAAUUCAAGGUUCUUGAUACUCAAGCAUAUGGUGGAUAUAUUGUCCAUAAUGGUUACAUGGACUAUGGAAACUUCAGGGCUGGAGAUGAGGUCAUUUGCGAAUACGACGAAUUAAGAAGACAACCUAUCCGGAACAACCAUACUGGUACACACAUUCUCAAUCAUGCACUGAGGGAGCAUUUAGGCGAAGAUAUCAACCAAAAGGGAUCACUUGUCGACCAAGAGAAAUUACGAUUUGAUUUCUCGCACAAGGCUCAAGUCACCCUACCUGAACUCAAGAAGAUCGAGGAUUCUUCUAAUUCUUACAUCAAACAAAACUGCAAGAUUUACUCGAAAGAUGUUGACCUUGACACUGCAAAGGCUAUUGAGGGUGUACGUGCUGUCUUCGGCGAAACAUACCCAAAUCCCGUUCGAGUGGUGUCGGUUGGUGUCGAGGUUGACGUUCUACUCGCCGAGCCAAAGAACCCAGAAUGGCGGAAAGUCAGUGUGGAAUUCUGUGGUGGAACCCAUGUCGAUCAGACUGGCAUUAUUAAGGACCUCGUUAUUGUCGAGGAGAGUGGCAUUGCCAAGGGAAUUCGAAGAAUCAUCGCCUAUACUGGUGAUGCCGCGCAUGAGGUACAGAGAGUCGCCUCAGAAUUCGACAAACGUAUUGCUGCUUUAGAUGCUAUGCCUCACGCCGUAGAGAAGGAACAGGAGGUCAAAGCAACGCAAAAUGACUUGAACCACCUUACUAUUUCAGUACUGGCUAAGGAGGAUUUAAAGAAGAAAUUUGCCAAGGUUCAAAAAGAUGUUCUUGAUGAGCAAAAAAAGAAGCAGAAGGCCGAAUCUAAGACUGCUUUGGAUACUGUCACUGCUCACUUUGCUAAUCCAAAAAACAAGGACAGCAUCGCGUAUAUUGCACAAUUACCAAUCUCUGCAAACUCCAAAGCCAUUACUGAUGUGAUGAAUCAUUUCAAGUCCAAAGCAAAGGAGAAGACAGUUUAUCUCUUUGGAGGUAGUGCUAGUGAGGGUGCUGUCGUGCACGGAGUUUACGUCGGUACAGUAAGUGCAACUAUUUCCUCCAUACUUUGAAUAUGUCGACUAACGCUAUAUAGGAUGCUUCUUCUAAGGGCGUGAGUGCGGAGCAAUGGGCGGCAGCAGUUUCGGAGGUCAUAGGAGGUCGAUCUGGUGGCAAGGAGCCAACUCGCACUGGUCAAGGAACCAAUGCGGAUAAGAUCGAUGAUGCUGUUGCUGUUGCCGAGAAAUGGUUUUCAGAGAAAUUGAAGCUUUGAGGAGUUAUACCCUAGUCUAAAGGAAUUUCCUCACAGCGGAAGAAGAUACCUUUGCAAAGUUUAGACGUUGGUUCUUAGGACGAAAGUCGCACUUGCAGCAACUACUUAUAUCAGAUCAAUAUUGUAUUUUGAGCAUCAAUUUCGAUUAGUUGAUCAAUAAGAAGAUGCCUAUGGGCCGCUGUAUUUGAGUCCAGCUUAUGGCAAGUGUGCUGACGUUAAUUUGUAUCGGCUUUAUCAACAAAGUUUGCGUUGAUGGUGUCAAGUGUUGUUUUCUCAUACAUACCGAGGAUACUUUAUACGAAGUGAGAUUCGUAGUCCGACUUUGUCACAAUCUACUCAAGUAUGUUAUUACAAUUACCAAUUUUGAA